AUGAGUCAACCUGGUCCCAAAGGAAAUAAGGGAGAACCUGGAAGUGAGGGUCUAAAAGGAGAUCAGGGAAGCAAUGGUUUCCCGGGACCUGUUGGGUUAAAAGGUGCCAAAGGUGAAGAGGGACUACCUGGCCCAAGUGGAGAAAAAGGAGAUAAGGGUCUCAAAGGAGAUGCUGGGCCAAAAGGAAAUCCUGGAUUACCUGGGUAUGAUGGCAUAAAAGGCUCUAAAGGUGAUCGAGGCCCUAAAGGCUUACCAGGAGCUCUUGGGAGUGAUGAUGAUUUAAGAAUUAUUGAGCUGAAGGGUGAACCUGGAGAAGCAGGUCGCCGUGGACCCCCUGGACCUAAGGGUUCACCUGGAUUACCAGGUUUUGAUGGAUUAACAGGUCCACCAGGAGAACAAGGACUUCCUGGACCACGAGGACCACCUGGGCCACCAGGAAAAGAUGGGCAGCCAGGCAGACCAGGCAAAAGAGAUUUAAGAGAGGAACCCAGUCCAAGUGCCACUUCUGGUUACCGCAUAAUAAGGAGUAUAUAUCGACAUUCUAAUUACGGUUACUCGAUUGAUACACCAGGCCCCCUGGGGCCAGCAAGACGACAGGGCCCACCUGGUCCAGCAGGAUUACCUGGCUUUGGCAAAGAUGGUUCAAUGUGCUCUUGUCAGAAAGGAGAGAAAGGAGACCGUGGUGAACCGGGUAUUACUGGUCGUUUGGGUCCUCAAGGACCCCCAGGACCAAAAGGCUUAAAAGGUGACACUGGUGCUACAGGACCCACGGGACCAAGAGGUAGAAGAGGAAAACGAGGGGGAAAAGGUGAAAAAGGAGACCAGUGA
Molecule: messenger RNA, 828 nt
Organism: Acanthosepion pharaonis
Lineage: Eukaryota; Metazoa; Mollusca; Cephalopoda; Sepiida; Sepiidae
Source: the annotation of a GenBank genome assembly